Stegostoma tigrinum is the source of this 10101-nucleotide messenger RNA. RefSeq names its product intersectin-2-like. The record is from RefSeq and is a predicted model, not a curated record. Gene Ontology annotation, molecular function: calcium ion binding; protein binding; guanyl-nucleotide exchange factor activity. Gene Ontology annotation, cellular component: cytoplasm; plasma membrane; intracellular vesicle. NCBI's taxonomy places the organism in Eukaryota, Metazoa, Chordata, Chondrichthyes, Orectolobiformes, Stegostomatidae. The transcript has 40 exons. Gene Ontology annotation, biological process: endosomal transport; intracellular signal transduction; positive regulation of Rho protein signal transduction. Bases 183 to 5561 code for a protein of 1792 amino acids.
CCCCCAUCUGUUUGUCUGUAUCUCCUUCCCCCUCCUCCUGUUUCUGUGCUGAGUUCUCUUCCUGUCUCUCUGGUUGUCAGCGCCAUGUUACUGUUCUGACCGCGGAUCAGCAACAAGUCUCCGGAGGAGGGCCGGACAGGAGCCUGCGGGAAGAGAUGGCUGACAGCUAGCAAGGUACACACAUGACCAUGAUGGCUCAGUUUCCCACAGCCAUGAAUGGUGGUCCAAAUAUGUGGGCUAUCACUUCUGAUGAGCGAGUCAAACAUGACCAGCAGUUUUUAAAUCUUAAACCAGUUGGAGGGUUACUUUCAGGUGACCAAGCUCGAAAUUUCUUUCUGCAGUCUGGUUUGCCAAAGUUAGUACUGGCUGAAAUAUGGACCCUGGCAGACCUGAACAAGGACGGAAAGAUGGACCAGCAAGAAUUUUCCAUAGCAAUGAAACUAAUCAAGAUGACCCUUCAAGGUCACCUAAUGCCGAAGACACUUCCAACUGUUAUGAAACACCCACCAAUCCCUUCACCCUUGGGCUCUGCACGAUUUGGGAUGGGAAGUAUGCCAAAUCUAUCAGUCCCACCAAACAUGCCUUCAUUUGCUUCCUUGGCUCCCACAUCAUCAUUGACCUCAGGGACAACAAUGCCACCUUUGGGUAUGUCAGUUCCCCUGCUUCCUGCUGUUAGUACAUCAGCAUUGCCAAAUGGUACAUCUAUUCUUAUACCUCCAAUGUCUGCACAGAGUUCUGCAACACUCCCCAAUUCUGGACCUCUGAGGCAGCCUUUAGCAGGAUUUGGAGGCACUGGCCUGCAGAAGGCUCAGUCAUUGAUUGAUCUUGGCUCCAGCAGCAGUUCAUCAUCAUCUAAUACUUCUCUCGCGUCACCAAAAGUGAGUUCCUCUGACUGGGGAGUUCCUCAGUCUGCAAGGCUCAAAUAUCGACAGUUGUUCAAUAGCCUUGAUAAAUCCAUGAGUGGCUACCUCUCGGGACCCCAAGCUAGAAAUGCUCUUGUACAGUCCAAUUUGUCUCACAACCAACUAGCUACCAUAUGGAACCUGGCAGAUAUUGAUCAGGAUGGAAAGCUCAAAGCAGAAGAGUUUAUUUUAGCAAUGUACUUAAUUGAAAUGGCCAAGUCUGGUCUACCUCUUCCUCUCUCACUUCCUCCAGAACUGACACCACCACCUUUUAGAACAAGCAAAUGGGGUGAUGGAAUAAAUGGAGCCCCAACUCAGCAUCAGGAUGUUACACAGGAACUCCAAGAAGCUCAGAAAAAAUCACCUGUCACUUUUGAGGAUAAAAGAAAAGCUAACUAUGAAAAAGGCAAUGUAGAGCUGGAGCGCAGGCGUCAGACCCUUCUAGAGCAGCAACAACGAGAGGCUGAUCGAAGAGCACAGCGGGCCAGGGAGGAACAGGAGAGAAAGGAGCGUGAGCUACAAGAGCAGGAACGGAAAAAACAACUUGAUCUGGAGAAACGAUUGGAGAAGCAACGUGAGUUGGAAAGACAAAAGGAGGAGCAAAGGAGGAAAGAAAUUGAAAAACGAGAGGCAGCUAAGCAGGAACUUGAACGUCAGCGUCAGCUCGAGUGGGAGCGGAUUCGACGACAAGAACUCCUAAAUCAACGAAACCGGGAACAAGAUGAGAUUGUCCAGUUAAAGGCCAAGAAAAAAAGUCUGGAACUUGAACUAGAGGCAUUAAGUGAGAAACAGCAAAAUGUCACCAGCAGAGUUCAAGAAGUCCGAAGCAGAAAGGAAGUUCAAAAAAAUGAACUGGAUCUCGUAAAUCAGAAACACGACCAGAGACGAAUAGAAGUGAACCAUUUACAACAACAACUCAAGGAAUUUCAGAAAACAUUGAAUCAAUUAAUUCCUGAAAAGCAAGCACUGGGUGACCAAAUGAAACAAAUUCAGCCUUGCUCUGCUUACACUACGAGUAUCGCACUGUUGAAUCGGAAUCAUGCAGAAAGAAAAGAUUCUUGUGAACGACUUCGACAACAACUGAAUGAGCUAGAGAAACAGACAGCCAACAAACUUUCUGAAAUGGAUGCUUUUAACUCUCAACUACAGAGUGAGAAAUUGGACGACUUUGUACUUGAGUGCCUUCUCUCUCUGUUGGGCUGUCUCAGCAGCUUGUUCCUUUUAUUGAAGGAGCUGCGAGAAAGCUACAGCAAACAGCAGUUUGCCCUGGAGCAGCUCUAUCGAAUCAAGAAUGAGAAAAUUCAAGCAAUUGAAAAAAAGAAAGCUGAAGAUCAAGCAAGGAAAAAAAAGGAGGAGGAAGCAAUAAGAAAAGCAAAGCAAGAAAAAGAGAAUCUGUGGAAAUCAAAAGUCAAAAGAGAAGAGGAGAUAAGACAGCAGAAGUUAGAGGAAGAACGACUUCGGGACAAAAUCCGUGAGGAAGAAAAUCGGAAAACUGAGGCAUUUGCUGCUAGGCAAAGGGAAAUAGAAGCAGAAAGUAAAAGGCUAACAGAGGAGAAGCAUCGUCGUGAAGCAGAGGAGAAAAAGAGACUUGCACAGCUUCAAAAAGAAGCUGAAGAAGAGAAGAAGAAAGCUCAAACUCUAAGAAAAGCAGAGGAAAAACGCCAGCAAGAAGAAAGGAGAAGACAGGAAAUAAUGAAACAAGAUGAAGCUGAGAAACGUGUCUCGGAGACUGAUGUACAAGAAAAAUUGAAGGAUGUCCUGAAAUACCCUGCUAAACCAACAUAUGGAUCAAGGAAAGAAGCUUCACUUGACAAAAGUAAAGUCACCCUGCCUGGAAAGUCGGCAGUCUUAAUGACGUAUCGAGCAUUAUAUCCAUUUGAGGCAAGAAAUCAUGAUGAACUCAGCUUUCAAGCUGGAGAUCUAAUUGAGGUUGAUGAAACAACUGAAGGGGAAUCAGGCUGGCUGUAUGGUACGAUGCGAGGCAAAUCUGGUUGGUUCCCGGUAAACUACGUAGAGAAAAUAACAGUGUGUGAAGCACCCUUAUCGCCCAAAAGAGCCUUAUUGCCACCUUCAAAACUUCCUUCAACUACCUCAACAUCUCCUGGACCACAUGCUCAAAAUAAAGUGAGUGAUGAUGGGAGUUUUCAAUCAAGUCGUGGUUUCUCUGGGAUUAGUGGCAGUCCCAUUUGGCAGAAAUCUGCUUUUACUCCAACUCUUGCCCCUGGUUCUGGAUCACCAGUUUAUGAUCAGGUUGAAAAUGUAAAAACUUUUAAGGCACUGGCACUUUGUUCGUGGACAGCAAAAAAAGAGAACCAUUUGAAUUUCUCAAAAGAUGAUGUAAUUGAUGUGCUGGAGCAACAGGAUAACUGGUGGUUUGGAGAAGUUCGCGGUGGAAAGGGCUGGUUCCCCAGGUCGUAUGUCAAGAUUAUUGCUGAUCAUGCACAGCCAUCAGCGGAACCAGAACCUGUUUAUGCUAAGGUCAGCAAGAGCUCCAGCCCAAUUUCCCAGCCAGUAGAAGAGUAUAUUGCACUGUAUCCUUACGAAAGUGCUGAAGCUGGAGAUUUAACCUUCGCUGAGGGUGAGAUUGUUUUGGUAACCAAGAAGGAAGGUGAAUGGUGGACUGGAGUUAUUGAAGAUCGAACAGGUGUCUUUCCAUCAAAUUAUGUCAAACCAAAGGAUCCAGAUGGAUCAAGUAGUUCUGGAAGAUUAGGAACGUUCAACAAAAAGCCAGAGAUUGCUCAGGUUGCCUCAGUGUACACUGCAACAGGUACAGAGCAGCUCAGCCUUGUCCCAGGCCAGUUGAUACUUAUUCUGAAGAAAAAUGCUACUGGAUGGUGGCAGGGUGAGUUGCAGGCCAGAGGUAAAAAGCGUCAAAAAGGAUGGUUUCCUGCCAGUCACGUCAAACUCCUGGGGCAAGGUAGUGGCAAAUCCACUCCUGCUCCAACUCCAGUCUGUCAGGUCAUAGCUAUAUACGACUAUACUGCAGUGAAUGAAGAUGAACUCAGUUUCUCUAAAGGGCAAUUCAUUAAUGUGCUAAACAGAGACGAUCCCGAUUGGUGGCAAGGGGAGAUGAAUGGAAUAAAUGGCUUAUUCCCUUCCAAUUAUGUCAAGAUAACCACAGAUUCUGAUCCAAGUCAGCAGUGGUGUGCUGACCUCCAGUCCCUUGAUACCAUGCUACCUAUGGAAAGAAAACGUCAGGGUUAUAUUCAUGAACUGAUUCAGACUGAAGAGAGGUACAUGGAUGAUUUGCAGCUGGUUUUAGAGGUUUUUCAGAAACAAAUGGCUGAAUCCGAGCUUAUCACAGAAGCUGAGCUGGGAACAAUCUUUGUGAACUGGAAAGAACUGAUUAUGUCCAACACCAAGCUGUACAAGGCACUUCGUGUGAGGAAGAAGACUGGUGGGGAGAAGAUGCCAGUGCAGAUGAUUGGAGACAUCUUGGCUACAGAACUGUCACACAUGCAAGCCUACAUCCGGUUUUGCAGCUGUCAGCUAAAUGGUGCAGCUAUCCUUCAGCAGAAAACUGAUGAAGAGCCAGAAUUUAAAGAUUAUCUUAAGAAAUUGGCUUCUGACCCUCGAUGUAAAGGAAUGCCACUAUCCAGCUUCUUAUUGAAGCCAAUGCAAAGAAUUACCCGUUAUCCACUUAUUAUUAAAAAUAUUUUGGAAAACACUCCAGAGAUCCAUGCAGAUCAUAACCAUUUAAAGCUGGCUUUGGAACGGGCAGAGGAACUGUGCUCCCAGGUGAAUGAAGGUGUGCGUGAGAAAGAAAACUCUGACCGACUGGAGUGGAUUCAGUCGCACGUUCAGUGCGAUGGACUGGCAGAGCACAUUGUUUUCAACUCCAUAACAAACUGCUUGGGACCACGAAAGUUGCUGUACAGUGGAAAACUUUACAAAGCAAAGAGCAACAAAGAAUUAUACGGCUUCCUUUUCAAUGAUUUCCUGCUGCUUACCUACAUAGCAAAACAGACGUUUAUUUCAUCAGGCUCCGAAAAAUUGUUCAGCUCUAAGUGUAAUUCUCCGUUUAAAAUGUACAAAACGCCUGUUUUCUUGAAUGAAGUUCUUGUGAAACUGCCAACUGAUCCCUCAAGUGAUGAUCCAGUCUUUCACAUUUCACACAUUGAUAGGGUGUACACACUAAGAGUGGAAUCUUUAAAUGAGAGGACUGCUUGGGUUCAAAAGAUUAAAGCAGCAUCUGAACACUUUAUAGAAACUGAGAAAGGGAAACGUGAAAAAGCUUAUCAAGCCCGCUCACAAAAGACAAGUGGAAUAGGACGACUUCUUGUGAGCAUUAUUGAAGCAACAGAAUUGAAAGCCUGCAGGGCAAAUGGAAAGAGCAAUCCCUACUGUGAAGUCACAAUGGGAUCCCAAUGUUACACGACCAGAACGCUGUCAGAUACUUUGAACCCCAAGUGGAACUUUAACUGCCAAUUCUUUAUCAAGGACAUUUACCAAGACGUAUUGUGUAUAACAGUCUUUGAAAGGGAUCAAUUUUCACCUGAUGAUUUCCUAGGUCGGACAGAGGUUCCAGUAGCAACAAUCAAAAAGGAGCAAGAAGGCAAAGGGCCAACUACAAAGCGCCUUCUUUUGCAUGAAGUCCCAACUGGGGAGGUAUGGGUUCGUCUUGAUCUUCAACUAUAUGAACAGAAGACAUUACUCUGAAAUCGAGGCUUCAAAUCAUUUGAACUUUAACAUUCAGAGACUAAAAUUGUGGCAAUCAUCUAUUGAUGACAAACAAUACUUUUUCUAAAAUUAUGAGGUUUAAUUUGUUGAAUUUCCUCCAUAACAAACGUAUGCUCAGCGAUGGUUAUAGCCAAAUAGGUGCCAGGUUUUUUUUGCUGCGCUAAAAUCACAAAUAUUUUUCCUUUUUGGUUGCCACUUUCUGCCUAUUUUUCUUGCAGUGUAAAUUUCCAGCAAUGAUCAUGGAGGAAUAUUAAAUCCAAGUUUCAGUCAUGAAGACAAAAGGGAAGCCAAAUUAUUUUUCCCUAGUUGAAGAUGGCCUUAUUGGCACAGAACUACUUAAAACAAACUGCACAGUGACUUCACUCCUGAUGGGUCAUUAAACGUGGUAGAAUGGCAGACUUAUUUUCUAUGCAGAGUCUAAGAAGUCAAAUGACAAUUGAGUCUUUGUAAAUAUGUAAACAAACAGCUUUUGCAAUUACUGCAUAUUUCUCUAAUUGUAAGUGUACUUUGGGAAGCAUUUUUGAAGUAACUGAACAGAAUUUGAAUAUACUUUGAACUGAACAUCUUUGAGUAAAAAACAUGGCAUCAUGCAGUAAAUCAACAAUGGUGGUGUACACUGAGUCAUAACUCAAGAUAUUCGCUGGAAUUGUCAGUUGCUAAUAGCUUAACUCUGAAAGAGAGGUCCACAGCUACUGAAGAGAGAUUGAAAAGAUACUUCUGUAGAACUUUGUGCUACAUAAAAACAAAAUGUUUUCUGUACAUUAUAAAAGCAGUACAUUAAGAAAUUUUUACUAUGGCAGCGGUUUUUGUCUACAGUUAAUGUUAUUCUGUUUUCCUCUUGACUUAGUUCCAGAAGUUUGUAACUAAAUCUUAUUCUUGAGAAGUUAUUUCUGCGAUUUAUCUAGCCAUAUGUCAAAAUAUUUGUCCUCUAGAUUACAGAAGCAUACAUGAACUAUACCAAUGGUUUUGUCACUUUGAGCAAAUUUUCUAUAAAUUGGCAGAAGUAGUUUUGUUAUCAUUGGUGUUAGCUUGUAAUUUCAGAUUUUAUAGGUCACAUAUUUUUUCAAAUCAGGCCAUAUUUGAUAACUGGAUUCUCAGGUGCCAGCUUUCAAUAGAUUUGUUUAUAUUGCAUAUUUAGGGCCUUAGUUAAUACUUUUUUCCCCAUGUAUGUGUUGUACUUGUCCAUCCUUAAUUUGUUAUAACAGUACCAGCAGAAAGCCUGCUCAGACUGAAUCAGAGAUUGGUUAACAAAAAGGUGAUGAGGCAGUACUGACUUUGUGCAUUCAAUUUUCUUCUACUCUUAUGAGAAACCACAGUUCAAUUUCGAUCAGACUUCAGGAACCUUUCAUAAAAUUAUUAUUGCAAAGAUAAAAUAUGUUAGAAAUGGCCAGCAGGUUGGUCAAAUUAUGAAAGACAGAUUGGUUCAGGUAGUUAUGCGAAGUUGCACCCAAAACAUUGACCUAACUCAUUCUCAGUUGUUGACUGACUGGUUUUGCCUUUAUUUUCUCGUUUUAUUUAAUAAACUGCCAGCAUUAUUUUUGGCUACAAAGUGAAGGCAUGCACUAAGAUGCAUGCAAGUGAAUUAUUUACCAGUAUCUGUUUCAUUUUUCAUUGUUCUUAACCAAUUUUUUUUGUUAAGAAUCCAUCAAUGUGAAAUAUAUGAAGCAGUUUAAAUGUUAUUCUGCUAUCCUUGUUCCUGCACAGCCUUUCACGUAAUCUUCAUUUCAAGAGUUAUAAGUAACCUUUAUUUGUAACUUACUGCCACACCUUUGUUUUUCUUGCAUGAACAAAACAUUUAUUUUAAAAAAAGAUGUAUUUGUGAUACAUGUGGCAUCACUGCAUUGUGCAAUUAAGUGAUACAAGAACAUUUUAAAAUCACUUUCUGGUAUUCAUUACUGAUGGCAAUUUGAUUCGUUCUUCAUCUGUAUUCUUGAGCCUUGGAAAAUGCAAGAUUAGUUAUUGCAGCUGUAUUUGGUGGAAGGAUGCUAUAAGGUUAUAUAAUGUAUAUGGUCAACAAUAUAAUCUGUACAAUACAGAACUCCUAUAAGCUAAUUUGAGGACCUGUUGGUGCUGUGGAGUCCUUCAUUUUCUACUGUGGAGCACGUCCUGCUACAGUCAGAUAAAGCUUUCACAUGAACUUUGUUGACUUCCAUAUCUGGCAUGAAUCUUUCCUGACUGCCAGGUAGAAUCAAUAAAUGAAAAACACAACAAAAUGCUGAAAGAUCUUUCUUCAUGAGCGUAGUUCAAAACAAUGCCACUGGUGGAUCUAUCUGCCAAGCCACUGAGGAUUCUUUUUCUUAAUUUCACUUACUUUUCUUCAGCAAUAAUUCAACAGGACUGGAAGCAUCUAUGGAAACAAGGUUUCAAAAUGAUUACCCUUUGUAAGGUCAAUAAGCUAUUUUCCUUCUAUUUGAUUGUAUAAACAACAUUUACCAUAAUACCCCUGCAAGCCCGUGUGACAUUUCAGUAUUUUUAUUCUUAAUUCAAAUUGAAUGCAUUAAUUUAAAAAUAAUCAUUGGCAAUUGAUGGCAAAGGUAAGUAAAGAAUCACUGGUAAAGCAUACAAUUGUCUUUCAUGCACCCUUCUUUUCAUUCCUAAAAGUAUUGUAGAAUUCCAGCAGCUUAGAUAGCUUUACAACUGACCAUUCAUUGUGUGUGUGAACAUUUCACUGAACAUUCUGAAUGGAGAAGGGAUCUUGAGGGACAACAUGAACUUUUAGGUAUCUAGUGGAAUGUAACUUUAGGUAAAAUAUUGUGGAAUUUGCUUGAUGUCCUAUCCAAACAAAUUGAGCUACUAAUUACAUAGCUAACACUGCACAGACUAAUUAUUGUUUGCAGAUCUUUCUUCGCAAGUGUAGUUCAAAACAAUACCACUGAUGGAUUUAUCCGCCAAGCCACUGAGGAUUCUUUUUCUUCAUUUCACUUACUUUUCUUCAGCAAUAAUUCAUAAUGUAACUUAAGGGAUGCUAGGUGGACACUGUUACAACUCGGUGAGGAGGAGUGAAUUGGCUCCCUCUUUUUAACCCCAUUGUUGGCCAUAUCAAAAGUUUUAAAUGUUUAGACUGCAGCUAUAUCUCACUUCAAUUAAAACAUUGUACUAGUCAAUAUUAAGGUGCCAAUUACAAGGUUUUGAUGUGACAAAGAGGGAUGUUUACUAAGCCCAAAGAAAAAAAAUAAAGUAACAUCAAACACACACAAACCCAGAUAUAAAGUUUGGAAAGAAAAAUAAAGAAUAGGUACAUUAAUCCUUAACCUGAGGUCAUAGUUGUUUAAUUGAUAUCCUGCAUCCUCAGCAGUGACAACAUCUGUACAUAUCCUUCAGUCCUCGCUGAAUACAUAUAUAACUUGAUCACUGAGCAUUGUUUGUCAAAAGAGAUUGAGAGAAACAAGGAUAGAGAGAUUUUUUUCAGUUCUACUAUUACAAAUCUAUUCUUUUUCUCCCUCCUCUAUCCAAAGUAAAUAUAAUUAAUUUCCAAUUUUACCACUUGCAUAACACUGACUGCUAUUAUCAUUCUAUUGCUAAAAUUGAAACUUGUGGGUAACAAUCUUUAAUGGUUGAUUUUUAUUUUAUCUGGUUGUCAAGCAGGGAUAUUCAAUGAAAGGUGGCAGAGUUCUAGGAUCCCAAUACGUCUCUUCUGAAUGUCUCCCAACAGAGUUCCUGAUAACUGGUAUACUUAGUUUAUAGAGAAAUUAUUUUGGCACCUCUGCUGCUAUCUGUCUGCUGCAGUGUUUGAAAACUACUCUGGCUGUUGCAAUGACUGUACAGCAUCCAGUAAAAUGGCACGAAAUGUCCAAUGUGAGGAUUUUGAUCAUUCUUAAAACCUAAUUUCAAGCAAAGAUGCUACAUCGUUGAACUAUACAAUGAUUGAAUGGUUGCUUCUCUUUCUGGCUGCACUGAAAACAGUCGUUGUACAGUUGGCCAAGCUGCUAGAAAAUUAGUAUUGACUGCCAGACCAUACCACAAUAUGGUGUCUUUAAUGGUUAUCUAAAAUGUUUGCACCUAACUUUUAAAAUUGAAUGUAUAAAAAUCCAAAAUAUCUGUAUGUCUUGCAGCAUUAGUUUUCUUGAGUGCGAAAAUGUAUAUUAUAAAUGAGGGAACAGGGAAUGUCUAAUUUGCCAAAUAUUUUUCUUACCAACACAAGAGCAAUAGCUAUUAGGGUUAUGAAAACACACUGUGGGGAUAUUAAACCUCUUUGAUAAUUCAGUCAAACCACUGUCAAACUGUUACUAGUAUUGAAAACAAGCAUUUUAAAGGGGGUAUGUACUGGAUAUUAAAUAGAUUAAUAUUAGUUUUGGCAUGUAUGUUCUUUUUUGUGUUAAAUCAUGUGAAAUAAUUUUUUAAAGAAUCUUAUUUUUAUGCCACUGCCCAUCCUAUGCAGUCUACUGUAGAUAAUCUCUUUGCACUACUGUGGUAUGUCUCAGUUGCUUCAUAUUUUGUAGACUGAAUUUUAUUGUAUAGUAUUUGGUUUGAUAACAAAUCUCUAUACUGUGUUGUCAAUAAAAUUGACACUUUUAAAUUA